AUGGCUUCCGUACCUUUAGUCAAUGGUCAACUUCCGGCUUGGUCAUUGCAAAACAAUGCUGGAAUGAUUGAAUUCAUAAAAUCAAUCUCACUCAAAUCAAUUCCAAUGAACCUCAAAAGGCAAAAUGAUUUUUAUAUCGCAUUCAAAUGUAUUUUAUUGGCAGCCGGACUUACACUUUUGAUUCGAUUGAUCAUGACAGGAAGGUUUUGGCUUAUGCGAGUUGUGCGAACGCCAAAAGGAUUUUUGAUUUGUCCAAAUGCAUGUGAAGCAUUAUGUCUUUCAGCAUGUGUUUUUUAUCUUAUCGAUUUAUUCUUUCGAGGUUUUAGCAUCAAUUGGUUAUGGGGAGAUUCACUUUCAAUGCAAGAAGGAAUGCCGUUGCUUUACAGCUUUCGAUUAUACUUUUUAUGGUUAGCAGGAUUCAUUCACUUGGCAUCAACUUUGCUCAUCUGGCCUUUCGAUCCAAUGCGUAUCAGACCUUUCUACUGGCAUUUGUUCUUGUUUGGCGUUCCGAUUGCGUUUCUGAUUGGGUUCUUACCAAACUGCAUUCGUGCAGAAGUCUACAACAGGAUGGCAAAUCAACGUCUAGUACCUCUCUUGAUCACCCUACAAGGUCGUGAUCCUGAAGGACCCUUGGACGCAAAUUCGAUAGCAAUCGCUACUGAUGGCUAUGAACAUGUAGUCUUGAUGUGGCAGGCUUCAAGAGAUUAUGCAGCCGUUGCACUUGCGUUUCUGAUCUUACUCACAUUUGGUUCGAUUGCAACAGGAUACCAAAUCACUUCACGAGCUGCGAGAAGGUAUAGGGACAUCAAAAGAGCAGCGACGCAAGUACGAAAUGAAACGCCAAUAGAAGAAGGCGAAACUGAAGGCAAGCCAACAUACAGCUCUGAUUCGCAACACAGUGAAGACAAAUUAACCAAACAGACGGACAAUUCUCCUUAUUUAUUACAAACAAUUUCAUCUCAGCCGACCAACGAAGGCGCAAUGAAUAAAACGGAUUCAACAAUCGCCACUCAAACGGCACCGUCACGCCUUGUGACAAAUGAGGAUAAAUUGGAUUUCAAAGUCAACCCUAUAACGGAACCGAAAAUGAAUCAAACAAAAAAUGAUAACGAUUCAGCCGGUUUACGUAGAAUCGAAGUGCCAAAACGAAUCGAAUGGCGUAAAUUUAGCCAUUUACGUUUAUUACGAUAUUUUGCCGGUUUGGAUCCUUUACCUGCUCAAAAUUCAGAAUCAGAUUUGGCGUUGGCACGGUACGGUAAACCGUCACAAGAGUCUGUUGAGGCAGUUUUAAAGGAUUUCCUUUAUUUCAGUUUGGUUCAAUUUUCAUGUUUGAUCAUUAUCGAACUCGUUAUGGCAGCUUGUGCUUUCUUGAUCAUCUUGACCAUCAUUCCAGAUUUACGCAGUCCAGCAUACGUUCCCCAGUAUACGACAAAAUUCGCUUUGACAGCUUACAUCUUUUUCGUUUUGGAAAUCUGGGUCAUCGUUUCGAUUGGAUCACCUUUGAUUUUAAUCAUGUUAUGGAGACAACUUUAUCCGAUUCGAGUGGACUUCGGUAAUGAUAUUUAUACAAGACAAGCACCAACGCUCAAGAUUAAGAAUGUUGCCAAAUUGAAAAAUUUCCGAUUGAAGAAGAAGAACAAAGAUGGAGCUGAGAAAGACGAAAUGGAAGCGGAAGAGGUUGGAAAUGAUACUGGUGAUUGGCAUCAUGUACCUUGGACACCUUCAACAAGGGCAACUUUUAUGCCAACUUCUCCUUCUUCAGUUUCAACGAAAGCAAACAAAGAGAUUCAACGAUCCGCUGGAGCAAACAAUAUCUCAAUCAGUCGAACCACACCUUCUUUGGAUGGAUCAAUACAUGGGGCUGAAGAAGAAGAAUAUGAGAGAGAUAAUCGAUGGUCAAAGCAUUAUUCGAAUGAUGGAAUUGAACUUGAAGAUAACAGAAGAAAGACGAAAGAAUCUAUCACCAGGGAUGUUUGUGGCCUGGCUGGUUCUGAUAUGGGCGUUCGUAGAAUCGUUUUGGAUGCUCUUGAAUCUAGCAACAAAUAUCCGACACGAAAGCUUGGCGGUGCAACAACAUCUGUUUGGCAAAGGGCAGAAGCUGCUCAUUUACACGAAAGAAGGCCAAGCUUACCGUCCAAAGCAUCUGAGUCUCAAAUGCAAAAGAUAAGAGGACAACAACCACAAAGAGGUGGAAGACGAAAUAGUCAAGCAGACUUGACCACACCUCCAAGCAGCAAAUCUAAUUCACCUCCUCCAAUGUUAAGCAGACUUCAUGGUUCUUUACGUAAAAAUUCAAGCUUCUCACAAAAGGACACAUUCGGGAUCCCAAUGUCAAAGUAUCAAACAAAUUUGCAACCUCCAGAAAAUGCAAGAUUUGUCACACCUCACGGUUUCGUACAAAGCAGGCCGUACGAAUGA
Molecule: messenger RNA, 2418 nt
Organism: Meira miltonrushii
Lineage: Eukaryota; Fungi; Basidiomycota; Exobasidiomycetes; Exobasidiales; Brachybasidiaceae
Exons: 1
Coding region: 1-2418 (805 amino acids)
Source: RefSeq, a predicted model, not a curated record